Molecule: messenger RNA, 1756 nt
Organism: Myxozyma melibiosi
Lineage: Eukaryota; Fungi; Ascomycota; Lipomycetes; Lipomycetales; Lipomycetaceae
Exons: 3
Coding region: 370-1575 (401 amino acids)
Biological process (GO): carnitine biosynthetic process
Cellular component (GO): mitochondrion
Molecular function (GO): trimethyllysine dioxygenase activity; iron ion binding
Source: RefSeq, a predicted model, not a curated record
GACAAGAGCUCUCGGUCGUCUUCUCCUUCCCAGCAGCGACAGUUUCUGUAGAGCUGCUUCGAGACCACACGAGCAAGAAUGCGCCAGCUGUUGCGGUCGACUAUCGUUGGCUUGCGGCGAAUAAGGUGAGUUCCUGCAUGAGCAGUGCCUGGCUGCCUGCACCGCGUCUUUGCUUGCUUGCACCCAGAAAGACUGACGACGAUCGUCUCUUGCCUUGGUUUUAGUCGUAUACAGAGAGCGUCUGUGGGAGAUGUCGCUUCGGCGCGGCACACGCUCACAACCCCGCUGCUGCGCUCCAUUUUCUCGUGGCAGCGCGGCGGCGCGGGCAGAGUCGAGCAGCCUGUCAAGCAUGCAGACGCAUGGCGCGAGAUGAGCGGCACCGCGACCACGGUGGCUGCUCGCAGCGAGAUCGACCCGCACCACCAGAUCUCGUUUGACGCGAAGCGGGUGUACGUGCCGUGGAGCAAAGGCGUGACUUCGACGUACCACAAUAUCUGGCUGCGCGACAGCUGCCAGUGCAGCGCCUGCUUCCAUCCGGUGACGAAGCAGCGCUUGCUAAACACUUUUGCGAUCCCGGAGGAUAUCAAGCCCGAAAACGCUGAGCCGUCUGACUCUGGCUUGAAUAUAAAGUGGGAUAACGACGGCCACCAAAGCUUCUACCCAUGGGACUGGCUCCAUUUACACUCAUACCAACCUAUUCUAGAGAAAACGCAGACAUACCACCGCUUCCUAUGGGGGCGCAACGAGAUCGUGGAAAACCCUCCCGUGGUGGAGUAUGCCGAUGUCAUGGCUUCAGACGCGGGAGUCGCGGAAUGGACGAGCAAGGUCAAAAUGUACGGCUUUUGUUUUGUCGAAGGCACGCCGGUGUCGCCUGAAGCUACCGAGGAGCUCAUUAAUAGAAUCUCCUUUGCGAGAAAUACGCAUUAUGGUGGAUUCUGGGAUUUCACUUCUGAUCUUUCCAAAGCCGACACGGCAUACACAGACUUACCUCUAGGCCUUCACACAGACGGCACCUAUUUCACCGACCCUCCCGGUCUCCAACUCCUUCACUGUCUCUCCCACGACGGCAAUGGCGGCGAGUCAAUCCUGGCAGACGGUUUCCGCGCUGCCCGGAUUCUUCGCGAGGAGUCGCCAGAGCACUACAAAACGCUCUCGCGAGUGCGAGUUCCAGCGCACAGUGCCGGAAACGAAGACGUCUGCAUCCGGCCUACAUUCUCCGCCCGUCCUAUCCUGAACCACGACGACGUCUCUGGCGAGCUCCUGCAGGUGCGCUGGAACAACGACGAUCGGUCGACAAUGGAUCGAUGGUCGAGCGUCGACCCUGACGGCGGCGUGCUUCAAUUCUACGACGCGAUCCGGAAAUGGAACCAAAUCCUCUCGCGGCCGGAGGUGGAGUACCGGUUCAAGUUGAAGCCCGGCCGCCCGAUGAUCUUUGACAAUUGGAGAGUGAUGCACGGCCGGACGCAGUUCGAUGGCAAACGGAGACUGUGCGGGGCGUAUAUCAAUAUGGAUGACUUUGAGUCGCGCAUGAGACUUACGAAUAUGGGUCGCGAGGCUGUGUUGCGGCAGCUAUGAGUGAGAUUAUGAAUUGUUAUGAUGUUUUUUGUUAGGGCGGAUAUUUGGGAUCAUGGGUUUUUUCAUUUAGUUUACUUGUUUUUGCGUGGUCUGUUUUAGCGUUGAUUUUACUGUUUUGUCGCACUUGUCAUAGCACUCAUUACAUCCGGUUUACGUGUUUACAAUUUAGUGAAAUUAAGAG